CGCCUUUCACAUUUGGUAGCAUUUUGCCUGUUAGAGACACCCCCCCCCCCAGGAGGUUGAGUGUGAUAUAGACCUGAAGUGGGUCAGAAAGCACAGCCCAUGCUUUCCUAUCCCAGAACUUGCCUCCUAGGAGGGAACAGACCUUUCCCUACUGGAAAGAAGAAAGAGAGGAAACAGAGAAGGGGGUUUCCUUCUCAGCCAGGCAGCUGAAGCUAAACUUUGUGAAGGCCUACAUUUGUCCUGGAUGCACCUCCUUGAUCUCAGUCCCACCAGCUCCAGCCACCACAGCCUUAAGACCUAAGACCUCCCUCCAAGGAUUCUAAAAGCAAAGGAUCAACUCUGUCUCCUCAGAGCAGUUCCAAGUCUGGCUUGGAAAAGCCAACCCUGGGCUAGCGUGGAAAGCAAUACAAACCCAGUGACAUUCUUUCAGACCUCAUAGGAAUUGCUUUUUGCACAUCUAUUUAUUCAAAACGAAAGGGGUACCUUGAGGAAUGGGCACCCUGACACAAGCCCCAAACCUAUCCUUUGACUUGUGCCUGCUUUUCAGGAUGACUCCUCUUUCCUUAAAUUCUUUAGAGAGGCUGAGUUAGAGUGGCUGCUCAUUUUUAUAACAAUAUAUAGCCAGUUGUUCAUAGUACCUGUUUUAAAGGACAAGCCUGAACUCACCGUCCUGCCUCGGGGCCUGGGCUCCAUACCUGGGGAGUAGACAGUCUUCUACUUUCUAACAAGCUGGACUUGAAGUUGCCGUAAAUCGCCUGCUUGAGUGACAGGUGUUUCCCAGCUCAGCCCUUGGGGAGAUUCUCCAGUUGGGCAGGACACCUGUCCCCAGGGGCCUGGUGGGCUGGACUCCUUUGGUCCUGUUCAAAGUGAGAGGGGGCGGUUCCUGCCAGGCCUGGGAAAGGGCUCUCAUUUCCCUUUCCUUAGGUCCGUCUGUCUGUCCGUCUCUGGGAAUGUCUGCUUGCUGUUCUUUUCUUUCUCAUUUUAAACGUCUCGCUGUGGUUCUCCUCUUUUCUCUUCGCUGGAACUACUCAGCGCCCUGAUCUCGUUCCUCUGUCUCUGGCUCCGGCAUCUGUCUGGGCUCCUGGCCUCCUUCUCCCCCUCCCUUCCCCUCCCCCGCGCUGUCAUUCACCUCGCUCCUCUCCGCGCACAGCCAAUGGAGAGACCCGGCCGAAACAGCUAGGCUCGCUCGCUCAGGGCUUUUUCGCCCGGUGAUUGAUGUCCCAGAGUCAACGGCGAGCGAGCAGCCAGAGAAGGGAAGGAGAAGCCGGAGAGGGGAAGAAUACAGCUUCCCCUCUCUCCCUCCCCUCCCCCCUACUUUGGCCCUUCUGCGCACUUCGCCUUCAAGUCUCAGCGCAGCCUGGAGCCGCUGUUGCCUCCGCGCCCCUGCUAGCUGCCGGGGUAGUCCAGCGCGGCGAGCGUCCGCGCCCGGGCCCCCGCGUGGGGCCGGGGCCAGCAUGGAGCACCUGGGUCCCCACCAUCUCCACCCGGGCCACGCGGAGCCCAUCAGCUUCGGCAUCGAUCAGAUCCUCAACAGCCCGGACCAGGGUGGCUGCAUGGGGCCCGCUUCGCGCCUCCAGGACGGAGAAUACGGCCUUGGCUGUUUGGUUGGAGGCGCCUACACUUACGGUGGCGGGGGUUCCGCCGCUGGGGCGGGGGCCGGGGCCACGGGAGCUUACGGCGCUGGUGGCCCGGCUGGUCCCGGCGGCCCGGCGGGCGGCGGCGGCGGUGCCUGCAGCAUGGGCCCACUGGCCGGCUCCUACAACGUGAACAUGGCCUUGGCGGGCGGCCCUGGUCCCGGCGGCGGCGGCAGUGGGGGGGCUGGCGGCGCGGGGGCGCUGAGCGCCGCCGGGGUGAUCCGGGUGCCCGCGCACAGGCCGCUGGCCGGAGCGGUGGCCCACCCCCAGCCCCUGGCCACUGGCUUGCCUACUGUGCCCUCUGUGCCUGCGGUGCCGGGUGUCAACAACCUCACUGGCCUCACCUUCCCCUGGAUGGAGAGUAACCGCAGAUACACAAAGGACAGGUUCACAGUGGCCCUCUCACCCUUCACUGUAACACGCCGUAUAGGUCACCCCUAUCAGAACCGGACGCCCCCUAAGAAGAAGAAGCCGCGCACAUCCUUCACGCGCCUGCAGAUCUGUGAGCUGGAAAAGCGCUUCCACCGCCAGAAGUACUUGGCUUCGGCGGAGCGCGCCGCUCUGGCCAAGGCGCUCAAAAUGACCGAUGCGCAGGUCAAAACCUGGUUCCAGAACCGGCGGACGAAAUGGAGGCGGCAGACAGCAGAGGAGCGUGAGGCCGAGAGGCAGCAGGCGAACCGCAUCCUCCUGCAGCUGCAGCAGGAGGCUUUCCAGAAGAGCCUGGCGCAGCCCUUGCCCGCAGACCCCCUGUGCGUCCACAACUCGUCGCUCUUUGCCCUGCAGAACCUGCAGCCGUGGUCUGACGACUCCACCAAAAUCACCAGCGUCACGUCGGUGGCUUCGGCCUGCGAGUGAGCCUGCACCUCCGCCCAGUGGACCCAAGCCCAGUUGAGAGCUAUCAGGAGAACCAAAACUCUCUCUACCCUUCCUGGCGGCACGCAGAAGGGGAACGGGGCUUCUCUGGCCAGUUCCCACGCGCCACGCGUCCACACACCUGUGGACACUGUUCUGUCUUCGGUGGAAGAGGGCUGGGGAGAGAGGCAGAGACCUCUUUCCAGAAGCCUGUGUGAUCCUGCCCCACUUUGGAACUGUUCAGAAUCCUCUCCGUUUUCGUCUAUUUCAUUUUAUUCUGAUUUUAAUAUGGGACAGAGAGACCCAAGGGAAGUGGGGCUUGGAAGGGCUUCUGGGGUCCCCAGGUGGCUAUCUGUACUAAAGCUGGAAACAGGUGAUACCACGGUCCAUCCAGGUAUCACCUCCGAGCCACACAGAGGGCCGUGCGGCAGAGUAUCACGCUCACACACAGGAUCUUAGCAAUGACCCUUGCUGUUAGACAUUGUCCAGGGUGACUCAGACUCACAGCACGGAUCUCCUCUUACUCAAACACAAGGCCAUAGUCACACUGUGACACACCAGCCCACACACAACAGCCAAACUUGGCCUGUCAGGCCCUCGGCAGCACAUCAGAGCAGCAACCAGGUAUGCACAGACAGGCUUUCCCACAGAUUCAGCCCAUUUCUCCAGAUCCUGUUUGGGGAGGGGGGUAAGUUAUGCACUUAUAAGGUGUUUUCUGUGUAAUCAUUUUAUAAAGUGCUCGUGUAAUUUAUGUGGAAAAACAAUAAAACCCUCCGGUUCAGGA
Peromyscus leucopus (white-footed mouse) is the source of this 3270-nucleotide messenger RNA. It is a transcript of the gene Tlx1, whose product is annotated as T cell leukemia homeobox 1. The transcript is spliced from 3 exons. Gene Ontology annotation, cellular component: nucleus. Gene Ontology annotation, molecular function: DNA-binding transcription factor activity, RNA polymerase II-specific; RNA polymerase II cis-regulatory region sequence-specific DNA binding. The coding region runs from base 1455 to 2489 and encodes 344 amino acids. Gene Ontology annotation, biological process: regulation of transcription by RNA polymerase II; animal organ development. Lineage: Eukaryota; Metazoa; Chordata; Mammalia; Rodentia; Cricetidae. The record is from RefSeq and is a predicted model, not a curated record.